ACAAGAACAUGGAUUUCCAUUAUUACACUCACUUAGUCACUUCUCAUGAUUUCAGAUUCAGAUUCAGAUUCGUCAAUUUUCUCCCAUUUGAUUUGAUUUAAAUAUGGUCUCAUUCUUGUCAGGAGAAAGCUGAGGAACUCUAAUGUAGCAGAGCUUCAAUGGCAAAAAAGUAGAACAGCUUUGAAUUCGUAGUCUUUUAGUAUUGAAGAGCUUGAUUUCCCUUAUACGUUUCACGAAAUCGGGAGUUCUAACCAGUUAGGGCUUCAAAAUUUGUCGACAAAAAGUUCUCUAUUUGUUGUUUUGGAAUUAAUUUGGAGAUUUGAGAAGCUCAUUGACGCAUUGGAUGUGUGAAUGCAGUGAACUGCCACUGAUUUGUGCGAGCUUUGGAGUUCUUAUGAACUUGAGAACUCGCGAGCAUGAGUUGGCAAAUUAGCUUUUUAUACUUCACUGUGAAAAUUGCAGAAACUUUUGACAAUAUGAGACUUGAUUCAUGUAUGUUCAGAUCGUGGUAACAGUAGCGGCAUCAUGAUAUCUCAACUGACUAUAGAGAAUGCUAUCAGCAUUCAUUGAAUGAAAUGAAGACCUCACAGGAUUCACAGAGCACACCAGAAGUGCAAUCCUCAACACAAGUAUCACAUGAGUCACCCAAUGAUCAACAGAAUAAUACAACAGCUGAGGCUCCUAGAGCAGACCCAAGCUCAAUAUCCCUUUCUAGCAGUGAUAGCAGGAAGGUUUCACGUCAAGAUAUUGAAUUUGUCCAGAAUUUGAUAGAACGGUGCUUACAAUUGUAUAUGAAUAAAGAUGAGGUGGUUAAAACCCUCUUGCAUCGAGCAAAAAUAGAGCCUGGAUUUACAACUUUGGUAUGGCAGAAAUUGGAAGAAGAAAAUGCAGACUUUUUCAGGGCCUAUUACAUUAGGCUAAAGCUGAAGAAACAGAUAAUCCUGUUCAAUCAUUUACUUGAUCAUCAGUACCACCUGAUGAAGUACCCUGUAGCUCCAGAAGUUCCAUUGGCCCCUAUACAGAAUGGGAUUUAUCCCAGGCCUGUUAACAACUUACCUGUGGGGUACCCAGUUCUACAGCAGCCUACAAUUACAGCAACAGGCCAACCCCAUCUUGAUUCAAUGGGCUGUGGACUAUCCAGCUGCCAUGUAGUAAACGGAGUUCCUGCCCCAGGCAAUCUCCAUCCCAUUCGAAUGAAUUCCGAGAAUGAUACGAUGAUGGAGAACAGUGCAUCUGACGCCACUCCUGUUAUUCCUCCCCAUAGUGCCAUGUCAUCCAUGUCAGAGAUAGUUGUGAGUCCUCCUUCAGGUGUAUCCAGUGGUCAUUUUCCCUUCAUUCCAUCAGAGAUAACAGGAAUGGGUGUGGAGGCAUCAGCAUUGGACACAGCGUUUACAUCUGAUGUCACAAGUUCAGUGGGGUUGCAACUAGGACCAGAUGGUGGAGAUGGAAAUUCUAGGGAUUUUCUUCAAUCAUUGGCUCAGAUCCCUUGGAGUUUCAGCCUUUCAGAUCUUACAGCAGAUUUGUCAAACUUGGGAGAUCUUAGGGACCUGGAUAACUACCCUGGUUCCCCUUUACUGCCAUCAGAUUCAGACAUGUUGCUUGAUUCUCCACAGCAAGACAAUAUAGUUGAGGAGUUCUUUGUUGAUUCUGCUCCUGGGCCAUGCUCUCAAUCAGAUGGAGAGAAAUCUUAGAGGCUGCUUAUAAGUGAAGUACAGGUCAUCUAAUCCACUUCGCUGCUCCUCUUUUUCCUUUUCUGUGAAUACUCUAUGUAGUAAGUCAACCCCCCCCCCCUUUAGUAGGUUGUCAUUUUGGUUCGUGGUUCGAUGACCCUACACAUUCAAUCUAUGGCACUGGACUGGUUUGGCUGGGCUUUCUCCGGUGUCCCUUCGCUGCGAGUGCUAGCUACUGAUUGGUACCCACCACAAAAUUCCCUAAUGCUGGAGAAAGAAAGGGGGCUGAAUUGGUGUAGGGUUUCUUUUCUGCCAACUGGUGGAGUCCGCGAUGUACUUCGUGUAGCCUUGAGAAGUCGUCUUUUUGGGUAGGCAAAUGAUUAUGCAGUCUUAAAAUAUUAAUCAAAUUUUUUUUUUUUUGGAAAUAAAUAUUAAUCAAAUUAGCCGUGUGAUUAUUUGAAUUUGGUUUAUCAGCUUGCCAAUAGGUAUCUGAUCAUUCUUACAA
This is a messenger RNA of Macadamia integrifolia, 2175 nucleotides long. RefSeq lists its product as uncharacterized. The coding region runs from base 576 to 1691 and encodes 371 amino acids. The transcript has 10 exons. Lineage: Eukaryota; Viridiplantae; Streptophyta; Magnoliopsida; Proteales; Proteaceae. The record is from RefSeq and is a predicted model, not a curated record.